AGUUCAUAGAGCCGAGGUGCAGGAUGUCCCGUUAAGGAGAAAAAAAAAAUUCUCCAGAGGAGCAGAAGCAACACAAGCGGACGGAGUGGAAGGAUCGCAGCCCCGGAGUAAACGGCAUUUACCACAUUUAAAGAUACUGUUAACCGAGGAAAAUGAGUUUUCCGACGAUAUUUAGUUGUCGUCGGGUUGUUCUCAAAUUGUUUUUGGUUCAGUUCAUCGUCUUUCAAGCAAUAUAUGCUGCCCCUUCGCCUAUUAUCAGGUUUCCUGGAGACGAUACUACCCCCAGAACAGACAAAGAAGUUGCUUUGCACUAUCUGAAUAAGUUCUAUGGAUGCCCACAAGACAGAUGUAACCUUAUGGUGCUCAAAGACACACUGAAGAAAAUGCAAAAGUUCUUUUCUCUGCAAGAAACUGGAGAGAUCGAUGCCAAAACUGUGGAGAUCAUGAAAAAGCCCCGCUGUGGCGUCCCAGAUGUGGCCAAUUACAACUUCUUCCACAGGAAACCCAUGUGGCAGAAGAAAGACAUCACCUACAGAAUUCUGGGAUACACUCCUGAUCUGGAUGAGGAAGUCAUAAACGAUGCUUUCUUCAGAGCCUUCAAAGUGUGGAGUGACGUCACCCCACUCUCAUUCGCCCGCAUCAUGGACGGAGAGGCUGACAUCAUGAUUAAUUUUGGCCGCAACGAGCACGGAGAUGGUUACCCCUUUGACGGCAAAGAUGGCCUCUUGGCUCAUGCCUUCGCUCCGGGGCCAGGAAUUGGAGGAGACUCCCACUUUGAUGAUGAUGAGCAGUGGACACUGGGAGAGGGCCAAGUGGUGAAGGUGAAAUUUGGCAAUGCUGACGGAGAGUUCUGUAAAUUCCCCUUCCUAUUCAUGGGCACCGAGUACAACAGCUGUACGUCCCAGGGCCGUGAUGACGGCUUCCUGUGGUGCUCAACCACCUACAACUUUGAUGAAGACGGCAAAUAUGGAUUCUGCCCUCAUGAAUUGCUAUUCACCCUGGGUGGAAACGCAGAAGGCUCUCCAUGUAAAUUCCCCUUCACCUUUCAGGGGGAGCAGUAUAACGAAUGCACCACCCAGGGUAGGGAUGACGGUUACCGCUGGUGCGCCACCACUGAGGACUAUGACCGUGACACAACCUAUGGGUUCUGCCCUGAAACUGCGAUGUCAACGGUGGGAGGAAACGCAGAAGGAAGCCCCUGUGUCUUCCCCUUCACCUUCCUGGGAAACACCUAUGAUUCCUGCACCUCAUCUGGACGCAGCGACGGCAAGAUGUGGUGUGCUACCACCAAGAGCUAUGAUGAUGAUCGCAAAUGGGGUUUCUGUCCUGACCAAGGCUACAGUUUGUUCCUGGUGGCAGCCCAUGAGUUUGGUCAUGCCCUUGGCUUGGAGCACUCUCAGGACCCCGGAGCAUUGAUGGCCCCCAUUUACACUUUCACUAAAGACUUCAGACUUUCUCAGGAUGACAUCAAAGGCAUCCAGGAGCUCUACGGUGUGCCAACAGACAAGCCUCUGCCUCCAACUCAGGGUCCAGUCACUCCAAUGGACAUCUGUAAGGAGCCAGUUGUCUUUGAUGCUGUAGCACAGAUCAGAGGCGAGACCUUCUUCUUCAAGGACAGGUUCCUGUUCAGGUCAGUCAACUUCAGAAGCAAGCCCAACGGUCCAAUGCUAGUGGCCACCUACUGGCCUGACCUGCCUGCCAAGGUGGAUGCUGCCUAUGAAAACCCAGUGGAGGAAAAAACAGUCUUCUUCUCAGGCAACGAGAUGUGGGUUUACAAAGCAGAUGAGUUGGAGAGAGGUUACCCCAAGAGGCUCUCCAGCCUUGACCUUCCCGCUGACCUGCAGCAAAUCGACGCUGCCUUCAACUUUAGGAAGAACAGAAAGACCUACCUAUUUGCUGGGGACAAAUUCUGGAGAUAUGAUGAGGACAGGAAGAGAAUGGACCCUGGCUUCCCCAAACUUAUUGCUGAAUCCUGGAAUGGCAUCCCAGACGGCAUAGACUCUGCCUUCAGUCUUAAUGGCAUUGAUUACAGCUACUUCUUCAAAGGCAACCACUAUUUCAAGCUGGAGGACAGCAGCUUGAAGAUCGUCAAGUUGGGUGAAGUCACAAAGGACUGGCUCGGAUGUUGAGCAUUUCCAAAAUGUCUCACAACUUGCAAAUUCCUGUAAUGAUGUCUGGCCUCAUGAGGACAUUGCUAUAGUAUUGUACAUAACUUGAGGUCGCCGCUGUGCACACUGUUGUAAGUUUUUAUCCUGGCAACUAUGCACGCUUCUGUGGGAGAUAUGUCCCUUCCGGCCUGUAUAACCAGCCUCCAGCUUUGUAGAAAGUCACCUCGGGACCUUCAACACAGGCUGAACAUAGGCAACUGGAUAUUUGCUAUAUUACUGUGUGAUAUUGACAUUGUAUUUGUUAUGCUGAUGCAGAUCUAUUACAAUAUGUACCCCCUGUUUUAUUGUUUUAUAGUUUUUUGUCUUCUUUUUUAAACUCAGACAUCAGGUAUGUCCACACUGCAUUAAACGCAGUGAUAUACUGUGCUGUGAGAUAUUGCCGUUUUAUGCAAAUUUGAUUCUGAGAGGCUGUUUUACACCAUAUGAGGAAUUCAUGUUGGCUUAGAAUGACUUCUUUGUCCAGUGUACUAAGUGCAGUUUUAUAAAUGUAUCAGUUUUAAGUAAUUAAUUUUCUCAUUGUUGAGCAAUACAUUUGAAAAAAUGAAUUUGCACAAUGUGUCUGACCGAAAAUGGUGCUUUAGAGAUUGCUUUUGCAUAUAGUCCUACACACACACAUAUAUAUAUAUGUAUUUACACAACUUAUAUUCAGUGUAACUAUGUCUGAUGGGACUACUUAGUAUCCUCUGAAUGUCAGAAAGUAGUAUUUGCAGGCACACAUUAUUCUUCAUUUGGUUAGCACUUUUUAUAGGACUAUACAAGGGAACUGCAUAAGAUGGAGACCAAAUUAUUGUCAUGGCAACUCCAUGUUGCAUUUCCCUUCACUAAUGGUACAGAAAGAUUAAAGGCACAGGUUGCCUCCUGAGGCUGUAUAGGUUUGCUGCAUGAUGGAAUCAUGACAAGAGUACCGCAGUAGUAUUGUUUAAUAAUCUUAUUUUUGUUUGUUUGUUUGUUUUUUUAUAUUCUCUUUUCUUUCUUGGGUUGUAGCAAUACAGUCAGUGUGUUUUGUUGUUUUUAAUGCUUGUGCACUUUGUUACUGUCAUCAAUAAAGAUGAAAGAUGGUCAAAAUUAUUUGGAACAGUGAUAAACAGAGGAAGAGCUCCGUAUAAUUUGCAGUGUUGUGGGUUGGAAACAAUUACAGGCCUGGUAAAUAUAGCAACCAAAUACUAAAUAACUAUGACAAGAAAAGGUUUCAAAUCAUUUUCUUCCUGAUAAAGUAUACCACAAUGUACAAGUAACCUAUUACAAGUAAAAGUCCUGCAUUCAAGUAAUUAGUAAGUAUUAUUAGCA
This is a messenger RNA of Toxotes jaculatrix (banded archerfish), 3455 nucleotides long. RefSeq names its product matrix metallopeptidase 2 (gene mmp2). Bases 153 to 2129 code for a protein of 658 amino acids. Gene Ontology annotation, biological process: proteolysis; response to hypoxia; tissue remodeling. NCBI's taxonomy places the organism in Eukaryota, Metazoa, Chordata, Actinopteri, Toxotidae. The transcript has 13 exons. Gene Ontology annotation, molecular function: metalloendopeptidase activity; zinc ion binding. The record is from RefSeq and is a predicted model, not a curated record. Gene Ontology annotation, cellular component: extracellular matrix.